AUGAACGAUAUGUGUAACCGCGUCUUUAAGUCAUGUCCUAGAAAAGAAACGGGUAUAUGCUCACUUAUAGGUAAAUCGGCAGAUUCCAUCGACGUUUUUACCGGCAGCAACUCAGACAAGUCGUACUCACAAAAUUUUACAAUAAGAUACGAUGAAGUGCUCAAGUGCUUUCGUAUGCACAAUGUUGAAACAUCUCCCCUCUUUCCUGAAUGUGCUGAGCAAGUGGUUGAUGUGUUUUGCCUCCUUUUUUGGCUUUUUCUGAUCGGCUUGCUCGUUUAUUUCCUGUUAUUCGAGAAGAACAGAGCAUUUCUGUUUAGCGUUCCCUACAACGUUUAUUAUCUCUGCAAAAAAGCAGUUUGUGGCCACACGCACAAGCACAAACGAAAAAAGCAGCGACAAUCGGUUAAGCAACAAAACGACGAAAGGAACAAAGAGUACGUGGAAAUGGCAGUGAAAGAGUCUCAUAGGACAAAGAACAUACCAAAAGAUACCAUUGUGACCUUAAACGAUCUCGACUAA
Vavraia culicis subsp. floridensis is the source of this 519-nucleotide messenger RNA. RefSeq lists its product as uncharacterized. The coding region runs from base 1 to 519 and encodes 172 amino acids. The record is from RefSeq and is a predicted model, not a curated record. The transcript has a single exon. Lineage: Eukaryota; Fungi; Microsporidia; Pleistophoridae.